Messenger RNA from Euleptes europaea (tarantolino), 1688 nucleotides. It is a transcript of the gene DIPK2A, whose product is annotated as divergent protein kinase domain 2A. The record is from RefSeq and is a predicted model, not a curated record. Bases 11 to 1300 code for a protein of 429 amino acids. Gene Ontology annotation, biological process: cardiac muscle cell proliferation; regulation of phosphatidylinositol 3-kinase/protein kinase B signal transduction. The transcript has 3 exons. Gene Ontology annotation, cellular component: COPI vesicle coat. NCBI's taxonomy places the organism in Eukaryota, Metazoa, Chordata, Lepidosauria, Squamata, Sphaerodactylidae.
CGGACGGACGAUGCUCCGGCUGGUGUCGCUGAAGUUGGGGCGGCUGUACCGCUACGUGAAGCUGGCGGCGCUGGGCAUCCUGGCGGCGGCGCUGGCCCUCAACUCCCCGUCGCUGCUGGCCUCGCUGCAGCGCAACGAGCUGGCCGAGCGGCGCUUCCUGCAGCUGAACAAGUGCCCGGCCUGCUGGGGCACCAGCUGGUGCCGCAAGUUCCUCAACGGGCAGCUGCGGCUGGAGAGCUGGGGCCGCCUGCGCCUCCUCGACUUCCUCAACGUCAAGAACGUGUACUUCGCGCGCUACGGGGAGCCCCGCGAGGGCAGCCGGCGGGUCGUCCUCAAGCGCCUGGGCUCCGCGCGGGAGCUCGCCGACAUCGACGCCAAGAUCUGCCGGCGCGCCACCGGCAGGGGGCGCUGCGACCUCCUCCCGGCCCUGCACGCCACCGAGUUCGCCGGCAUCAACGGCGACGUCCGGCUCCUCACCCCGGACGUCGUGGAGGGCUGGUCGGACCUGGUGCACUGCCCCUCGCAGCGCCUCCUCGACCGCCUCGUCCGCCGCUACGCCGAGACCAAGGACUCGGGCAGCUUCCUGCUCCGCAACCUCAAGGACGCCGAGCGCAUGCAGCUCCUCAUCACCCUGGCCUUCAACCCCGAGCCCCUCGUGCUGCAGAGUUUUCCCUCUGAUGAGGGCUGGCCUUUUGCAAAAUACUUGGGUGCGUGUGGAAGAAUGGUGGCUGUAAACUAUGUGGGAGAAGAACUGUGGAGUUACUUCAAUGCCCCAUGGGAAAAACGAGUGGACCUGGCAUGGCAGUUAAUGGAAAUAGCAGAGCAGCUGACAAACAAUGACUUUGAAUUUGCACUCUACCUCCUCGACGUCAGCUUUGACAACUUUGCAGUAGGCCCUAGAGAUGGGAAGGUUAUUAUUGUGGAUGCUGAAAAUGUUUUGGUGGCAGAUAAAAGGUUAAUCAAACAAAAUAAACCUGAAAACUGGGAUGUAUGGUAUGAAAGCAAGUUUGAUGACUGUGAUAAGGAAGCUUGUCUCUCUUUUUCAAAGGAGAUUUUGUGCACUCGUGUCACUGUGGACCAUAAUUACUAUGCUAUUUGCCAGAACCUUUUAUCAAGACACGCCACUUGGCGUGGCACUUCUGGAGGACUUCUUCAUGAUGCUCCAGCUGAAAUUGCCAAAGAUGGUCGACUUGAGGCCUUGCUGGAUGAGUGUGCCAAUCCAAAGAAGAGAUACGGUAGAUUCCAAGCUGCAAAAGAACUACGUGAAUAUCUUGGACGAUUGAGCAACAAUGUGAGGUAGUUGAUGAUGGGUGGAUGGUCAGUAAUCUUAUUAUGACAGUGAAUAUGCUGGCACAAGAAUCAUGGGCAAGUGAGUUCUGAAAGUCAAACAAGGUCAAACAGCCAGAAGAAGAGAAUAAACUAUACACUUUUAUGUUGCUUAAAGGAUAUUUUGUAUAAGCUGACAAGAGUUACAUAUCCCAGUGACACUUGAGCUACUUCUAACUGGGAGAAGAUUGAGAAAUUGACUAGCAUGUGAAAUAGUACUUAACACAGCCUGUGUUAGUACCACCAUUUUGUGAGGCUAAUGCCCCUACUUGGAAAGUCAAGUUAUAUUGGCCUGUUUUAAAGGCUUUAUUUCUGAUGUCCUCUUCAGAUUUUGUUCUCAUUCUUAUGAUCUACUAAAGUGA